This is a messenger RNA of Myxocyprinus asiaticus (Chinese sucker), 1323 nucleotides long. RefSeq lists its product as uncharacterized. Bases 45 to 686 code for a protein of 213 amino acids. The transcript has 2 exons. NCBI's taxonomy places the organism in Eukaryota, Metazoa, Chordata, Actinopteri, Cypriniformes, Catostomidae. The record is from RefSeq and is a predicted model, not a curated record.
GUCAUUGUCAGUGAGGCGAGAUCCGUCCUGCUUCUCUGGUUCUGAUGGGAGAAAGCUUGUUUUGUCACAGACAGCUUCUUAUGACCACUGCAGCCAGACCUCCAAACAUGAGAUCACUGCAUCAAGGAGCCAGUCCUCACAGGAGAUGGAUGCACCAGCGGGUGGGUGUUCCUGUUCGCGAUCCUCAACACCCUCCCCGUGUUGGUAUCCGCCUCCCCGACCCAGCCACCGCUGGGGCAACAUCCCAAAACAUCCCAAAAUGCAGUGUUCCAAAACGUGACCAACCAGCCUUCACCUCCUCCCCAGCAGAGCCUCGACCCUGCCGCUGUGAGCAGCCUGCAGGAGCAGAUCCAGUCAUUGGGCUCAGAGCUGAGAAGUUUGGGCCUGGCAUUGAGGAUGAUGGUGGAACAACAAGGCCGACUGGAGAGAGAACAAGCCCAGCAGACUCAAGUCCAGAAGCAGAUCCCCAGCACUCUGCAGGAUCUCGCAUCCAGAUUCGAGCCUUUGCAGUCCACAUCUGCUUCAGCAUCUUGUUGGUUGGUCUCCCCUGCGCCCUUCGGCAAGACCGCAACCAGCCAGGGUGCCUAUGCUCAGUGCAGCCAAGCCCAGACGCAACGAGAUCCACGAUUCUGGUCUCAAAAGCAUCGAGGUGUUCUCCCUGGACCAGUUCAGCCCACCCACCAUGAACGGGUUUCAGCAGUGCCCAACCUCCAGCGGGCCCCCUAUUACAGGCGCGCACACCAAUGUUCACACAGACCUACACGAAAACAUACUCGCCCAGAACGCUCCUGUAUGCACAGCCGCACACAGACUUCUUUACAGGGAUGGAUAGUAAAUCAGUAGACAUGCCCUCCACCAGUGCAGAUGGAUCAUUCCAGGCAUGCGGCCCUCCUAACCAGUCCUCUAGUCAUCCAGUUUCACCGCAUGAGCCUGAGCUGAACAUUAUUGAGGCGGAGAAUGUCUGAGAAAUGACUGAAAUCUGGAUUUCAGUGUCCAAAUACUUUGGGCUACAGUGUAUUUUAUUGUACAGAACUCUUUUAGCCUCCCAGAGAAACAAAGAAACUUAUACCAAGUAAAAGAAAAUUCCCCUGUUUUCCGUUUUAUUUUAUUUAAUACAGUAAUUUUGCCUUUUUGUAUAAAAAGGAAAUAAAUAUCACAGUAGACAUAGUUUGUGCUGUUAUCUUUGUAUUUUUGAAUUUAUGUUUAUUUAAGCACAGGAUCAAACCACAGUAUCUAUAGAAAUGUGUAGUAAAUACAGUAAUUGGUUGGGAAAACACAAACCUGAAAACAGUUAAUUGAGUAACACAGUAUAUGAUGCAAAAA